AUGUCAUCCUUUGGACCAUCAGUGGUUUCUCCGACUCAAGCAAUGUCUCAGCAGGCCUCUCCAUCGCCAAACUCCCAAUCCAAUCCCAAUGGCGAGGUUUCAAUCUAUGCACAUCAGAAGUGGAACUCAUCGGCUCAUCAACCUCAGCUCUACCUUGCAAGGCUCCCAACGGUCAUCCCAUCCAGCGACAACUCGGCCAGAUCGCUCCAACUAGGCGUUCCACGACCCAAGCGAAAAAGAAUCACUCCGGAGCAAUUGGAGGUGUUAUCGAAUCUAUUUGAAUAUACUGACACACCCACGUUCGAUCUACGGGAAGCAAUUGGUGCAAAAUUGGGAAUGUCCAAUCGUGAAGUUCAAGUGUGGUUCCAGAAUAGACGAGCAAAGGUUAACCGCCAGAAAGCACCAUCCAACUCGCAAGCAACCCUGCAUGACCGACCGCAGCCAUCUACUUCCCAGCAAGACCGAAGUCGAGCUUCUUAUGGCCGGGUGAAGAGCUCUGCUCCUGAGCUGUUGCUGCCCAGCGUUUCAACCAUGCUCAAUUGCUCAACCGAUGCAUCCAGCCCAACCUUCUCGUCAGCAUCCUUACUGCCGCCCUUCCAGCCAACUGUUCUAGGGGUCAAUACCAUCCCAGAUGGACUGGUUCGUCGAUCUGCUCACGAUCGCUGCCAGCUAGCUACUAGGCCCUCCUCGCCACAAGACGCGUCUGUCUCCGAUCGAUUGCCUAGGUCUGAGCUGCAACUACGCAGUCCGUCCGGCUCUCAUCGACGGAACAUCCCCAGUACCCCUUGCUCUCCCUAUACCCGCAAGUGGCUGCCCCGGCGCGCUCCCGAUGCCCCCUGCCAUGAUUAUCCCGCUGAUCCUCUAUCGCCGCGCCGGUCAAGCACCGAUCCUCAAUCGAAAUCAGCAAUCCUCCCUGACCACUUGGCCAGCCAUCAUGCUGUACGCCCUAGGUGGAGCUCACAUACGGCCAAAUCACAUCUGAACUCACACGUCGCCUCCCAGCGCCCACCAUCCCAAUACUUGAACAUUGGUUCCAUGAGAUUGGAUCAGCCCCACGCCGAUACAGCCGUCAAUCUGAACAGUUAUUCCUUGACCCGACUCUCGCGCUCGACUGAUGAAAAUCCUCGACCACAGCCCUUUGAGCCCCAGUCAUCAAGUUCCGUCUACGACUUUUCACCCGAUCAGGUGUCUCCUACCGAGUCUAAUUCAUCUUCCCGCUCGAGUUCGCCACCAAGCCACCAUCCACAUGCUCAAAACCGAGCGCCGUGGCAGUCACGCGGAGAGACAUUUCAUGCGCCCAAGCCCGACGGUCCUGUUCGGCUGAUGAACCAACCGUGA
Molecule: messenger RNA, 1338 nt
Organism: Puccinia triticina
Lineage: Eukaryota; Fungi; Basidiomycota; Pucciniomycetes; Pucciniales; Pucciniaceae
Exons: 5
Coding region: 1-1338 (445 amino acids)
Biological process (GO): cell differentiation; regulation of transcription by RNA polymerase II
Molecular function (GO): RNA polymerase II cis-regulatory region sequence-specific DNA binding
Source: RefSeq, a predicted model, not a curated record